This is a messenger RNA of Mercenaria mercenaria, 1345 nucleotides long. RefSeq lists its product as uncharacterized. The transcript is spliced from 4 exons. The coding region runs from base 467 to 1162 and encodes 231 amino acids. NCBI's taxonomy places the organism in Eukaryota, Metazoa, Mollusca, Bivalvia, Venerida, Veneridae. The record is from RefSeq and is a predicted model, not a curated record.
GAAAUUAUUCAUUAAAAAAGAAUUUAUAGAUGGUUCAACAGCUUAUCGGAAUUAAAACAGUUAAAAUUCAAAUUGACUGCUUACACGUAGUAGUUCAAUACUACUUAUACAUUAAGGUGCAUGUCUUUUAUACGUAUUCAUUAAACAGAACGGAUAUUUUGUCUCUAUAUAAAGAAAACUUACAAGUUUUGAUGACUGUCAAAUAGAUGUGUGAUAAAUUUUCUAUACCGAAAUAUAAGCUUUAAAGAAAAUAUUGAACGAUUUUUUGUAUCAAAAAUGUAUAUUUAGCGAUCUUGUUUACUUUAGCAAACACGAGUAAAAUCUCUUGUCAAAAUAAAAAUGAAUUUCUCAAAAAGAUUCGCCAUAAUGUUAUUAAAAUGGAAUUAAAAAAGAGAAAUACAAGGGAAAUAUUAAUUCGGAAGUGAAAAAGUGUUAGAUUCUACAAUAAUGUUUCAGCUCCAGCAGAAUGGAUAAACUUAACGAGUUAGUACAGAGGAGACGAGCAUGCUUGGUACAUCGGUCUUUGGCAGCUUUCCAGUUUUCGGCAGGUUUUCUGUUGGUAUUUUUCGCAGCAUACAUCGCUGCCGUUAUUCAUGGAGCUGAAUCUGGGGCGCCAUAUUAUGCCGGCGCUUUCAUAGCCGGAUUUUCGGUGCUAAUACUGUCCAUUUUUGGAGGAACUAUUUACUACAGGGGAAAACAUACACGUCUCGAGAUCCUCAUUCCAACCCGUGUCAAACCAUGGGUAAUGGUGCAUCUAAUUCUUUCACCCUGUGCAACUGUACUCUGUGUAGUUGGUGUUGUCAUCACCGGGAUAUACGGUAUCUGUCGGUCUGACACGUGUUCAUACACCACAAAUACAAAUUUCAACUUGGGAAUGGCAGCAUUCCUUUUAGUUCUAGAACUAUUAUGCCUUAUAUCGACAAUAAUUAGUGUUUUUAUCUCUGUAUACUUUGCAAGUUGUUUCGGAUUACAUUUAGUGUUCCAUGCGAAGCAAGUUCCCGGUGCUGUGCAGGUCAGACCUGUGCAUGACGAGGUUCAGACAGCACAGGAUAUGUAUGCUCAACAGUUAUGGCGACAUAAAAUGGAAAAUGAUAUAGAUUUUCGUAAAGUAGCCGAAUAUCUUGAAAUGUCUCGAAAGAAAAAAACUGAGGAGGAGAUGUAAUGCAAUUUGUACAAAUAUUGUAUGAAAGCAAAUUAUGUAAGUAAGAUACAUGUUGUGUGAGAUGUUUAUUCCACAUACUUUUAUUAAAAGGCAAGAUUUUGUGGAUUCAAUAAAAAAAACAUUAUUUUGAUGCCGUGAAGAAACAAUAGUAGUUGAAUAUUGUGUAGAAAACUUAAAUAUUGC